CUGCACUGCAGGAAGUGCUUCCUGCUUUCUGCUUCCUGCAGUGCACUCAAGGUCCGAACCUAUCGUCCUCGUGAAUUCGCGUAGUCAGUUACUGGAGUUGACGAACAACAGCAGCAGCAGCAGCAGCAGCAGCAGCGGUGGCACCUGACGACGGAACGAGAUUUCCCUGUGGACGCAAGAUAGUCUCGCGAAGCAUGAUCAUUCGCGGUACAACGAAUCUGAAACGGUGACAGCUGUGCCGUGGCAAACGAGUUUGUAGUUUGCAGUCCGUACGUUGCUCAAACGCGCGAUUGGUCAGCUUCAUCGGGCUUCGUGACAAAAAAAAAAAAACGAAAAUUCGCAUUCGUUAUGAUCCCUUCGCGAAGCCGGCGACUUCGCGCUCGACCAGUUACCAGCUCUUGUCGCCCGUCGCUUCCGCUCCUCCUCCUCCUGCUCAUCGCUUCCUCAUCCGCGUCCCAUCCGCCUAUCCCCAUCAGUGAACAGUUACCACCUGCCCCAGUCCCGCCCGCCGGGCACCCGCCCGUGAUUCUCCCCGUCGUUGACGAACCCCGGUCGCCGCGUCAGCCCCACGUGUUCGGGCGGCAAUCGACGCAGUCCGUACGAGGGAAGGCGGGUUUUGCGCAGUCCGCGGAUGCGGGUGAGGAGACUGCCGCGCCGGGGCGCGCUGGGCGCGCUCUGGCGGCUUCCGCCACUGCCGGCGCCAAUGCGGGCGCGUGUGACGCGGAGUGGAUGCUGCUGUGGCCGGCGCAAGGCUGCUGGCGGCCGCCGCGCAUUGCGGGGCAAGGCGGAUCAUCCACGCGUGUGGCUCCCGCUUCGUCAUCCGCGCGCGACACGUCCGCCUUCCGAUCCGCGUCCGCGAAAAGCGCAGCGUCCGCGGGCUUAGUAAAAGCGCAAAGCGCAGCGCCCUCGGGCAUAGUAACCGCGCAAAGCGCGACACCUCCCCCUCCCCCUCCCGCGGACGAGGGGACGCCUCCCCCUCCUCCUCCAACGCGCCCAGAUGAGGGUGACCCAGGCGACGGGGGGAGCGUCCCCCCUGGGGGGAACGAGGCGCGGCUGGAACCCGCGAAUGAGAUCAUCAGCGUGUGCAGAUCGGGAGCCCCCUCCACAAUCACCAUCGCCCCGGAUUGGAACGGGCAGACGUGGCGGGGAUGGGGCACCUCGCUUGCUUGGUUUGCCAACUACGUGGGUAAAUUACCCGAGGAGCAGUUCUCGCUGGUAAUGGACCUGCUGUUCGACAAGGCCAAGGGCAUCGGGCUCAACCUGGCGCGCUACCACAUAGGCGGCACCUUCAACGCCUCCAACAGCCCGCAGUUCCUCACCGCCGCCUGGGAAACCCGCGCCCUCCCGGGCUUCCGCCCCCAGCCCAACGGCCCCUACGACUGGAUGGCGGACGGGCGGCAGAGACGGACAAUGCUCGCCGCCCUGGCCCGGAACGUGGAUGAGGUGGAAGCGGUGUCUUACUCGCCGCCCUGGUGGAUGACUGUCAGCGGGGACACCGCAGGGGCGGCUGAGAUGAAUCAGUGCAACUUAAAGCCCGAGUUCUUUCGAGCUUAUACUGAGUAUCAGGCGGCGGUGAUCGAGCAUUACCGCACGCAUUGGAACGUAACGUUCUCGACAAUGAACCCGGCGAAUGAGGCGCUCGAAGGGUGGUGGCUGCAGGGGCAUCGGCAGGAGGGCUGCAGUUUCAACCCGCAGGAGCUGACCACCCUGAUCAACCACCUCUCCGCUACCCUCAAGAAACGGAAACUCCUGACAAAAGUCGCGGGCUUUGAUAGUUUUGUGGGCGCGACUCUCCGGUUCACGUACAAGUUCCCAGCUGCAUUGAAAGCGGGGCUGUUGAGGUUGAAUGUGCACGGGUACGUGCCGCCUCCCAGCAACACCACGGACACCCGGCGGUACAUGGAAGGGGUGUUUGUGGGCAUGCACCGCAUGGCGACUGGACUGGGGAAGGAGGUGUGGGUGUCGGAGAUAGGACCCAUGUGGGUGAACGGUAACGACAUCGGGGUUACGCUGUUCAUGGCGCGGUGUAUAGUCCAAGCAGUGAACAUCAUGGGAGCUUCGGCUUGGAUUUUCUGGCAGUCUGUUAAUGGGGUUGGGACCAACCCAGACCUGUUUCUCAAGUGGGGGCUGAUGGCAGUCAGGAUGUACCGGCUGAGCGACACGGAAUCUCGGCCGUUGGAUCUGGUGAUCUCAAAGAAGCUGUACAUGCUGCAGCAGUUUGUGCGGGGGGCGCCGAGGGGCAGCCUGCCCCUGCGGAUCGACGCGGCAGACGGGUGCCAGCACUGCAUCACCACCUUCUUCAACCCGGACCAGCACUUCGUGUCCGUCUUUAUCGUCAACCAGCAUAACGUAACGCACUCUGCGACGUUUCAGUUUGAGGAUUUUGUGCGGGCUGAUGGGAGUAAGGCGUGUGCGUUUGAGGUGUUUCGCACGUCGGCCACUGAGAACAACACAAUGGUAUCGUCUCAGGAGUAUCCGGAUGUGCCGGCUUUUAUACAGGUGGAUGCGCUAGGCAGCAGUGUGACAUCUGUUGUGUUGCAUAAUGUGGAUCCCACUUAGUGCUGCUAGUAAGCACUUGUUCUUCAGAGCGGCAUGGCAUGUGUACAGGACGCUGUGGUAUUUCGUUACUCUGUGUCUGUGUGUGGGACGGGUUGUGGAAGCAUGCAUGGGCGUUUGUAUGUGUGCAUGUCUGUGUGUGCAUGGGAGUUUGUAUGUGUGAAUGUCUGUGUGUGCAUGGGUGUUUGUAUGUGUGAAUGUCUGUGUGUGCAUGGGUGUUUGUAUGUGCCUGUGAGUGUUUGUGCGUGUGCAGAGGUGCGUGUGCAUGUGGGUGUGCAUGUGGGUGUGCACGUGGCUGUGCUUGGUUGUGAGCAUGCAUGGGUGCGUGUGCAUGUGUCUGCAUGCAUGGUUGUUUGUAUUUAUGCAUUCGUGUGCACAUGGGUGUGCGCGUGGGUGUGUGCAUGGGUGUGUGCAUGGGCGUGUGCAGGUUUGGAUGUAUGCAUGUUUGUACAUGCAUGCAUAUGUGUGAAUGCAUGGACAAAUCUCUGCACAGUUGUGAGCAUGCGUAAAUGGAUGGCUGUGAGGAUGUGUAUAUUGAUGGCUGUGUGUUUGUGGGCAUGGGUUGCACAUAUCUUGGGCAGGCAUCUGUGUGUGAACAUCAGAGAGCGUUUCUGAACAUGUGUGCUAUGUGUGAGGGCAAAUUCC
This is a messenger RNA of Closterium sp. NIES-67, 3201 nucleotides long. The record is from the annotation of a GenBank genome assembly. Lineage: Eukaryota; Viridiplantae; Streptophyta; Zygnematophyceae; Desmidiales; Closteriaceae.